AUGACAGGAUCGAAGCCCCGACCCUGCAACGAGAAAAUGGACAAAUUCGAUAGUUUUCAUUCCUUUUACUCUGUUGUCGUUCGCAAACAGCACUCAUAUGCGAACCCUGUGGGCAAAAACAAGACUCUUUCCGCCGAUGAUACAGCAACCGCAUCGUCCUCCACAUGUGAUGCUUCGUUCACCACGACUUCUUCUACCCCCGCUGGAGUAUCUUUUAAAUACGAUAAUGAUGGGUCGUAUGAAGUGGAAUACUGCCUAGCAGAAUUCGAAAGCAAACUGUAUUUGGAAGAUAUAAAUGGUCGAAUGGAAGAACCAAUCAUUGAAGAAUUGUAUGAUGAUGAUAGCCGGGAUGAAUUUGAGGAGGAGAAUGAUACAGGUGACGAAGAUGAAGAGCAGGAGGAUUCUAUUGUUUCUUUGAAUUCACUAGAAAAGGAAGGACUUGAUGAUAAGUUUGUCACGGAAAACUGCAAGCUUCUCGCACCACCCACCACCAUGAUGGGGUGCUUGGGAUUGGUUGAGCAAAGUAUGGGUAUAUUCGGAAGACAGGAUGAUGACGAAGUUAAUGAAGCCUAUUGCAAUGGCGACUUUGAUAUGAUGCGUUCUACUACCACGGAAAAAUCUUGUACAUCUGAUGGAGUGGAGGAAUCCAAAGAGGAACAACCUCCUUGUUCUGAUGAUGAAGUUAAUGAAGCCUAUUGCAAUGGCCACUUUCAUAUCAUGCAUCCUACUACCAAGGAACAAUCUUGUAUAUCUGUUGGAGUGGAGGAGUCUAAAGAGGAACCACCUUGUUCUGCUCAUGGAACGUUCGAAGUCCGUGAGAUCUCCUUCGCCAAGCAUCAUGAUGAUGGCAUCAACUUGACUGACGACGAAGCCCUUUUGGUGGAUCCUUACAAGUAUGAAAAUGAGGAUAGUGAUGACGACGACGAUUAUAAUGAUGAUGAUGAUGAUGAUGAUGAUGAUGAUCGUUAUAAGCUUGAACCACUGAUAAUUCUGGAGACUGAAAGUAUCUUUUCGGACGAUGGCUGGGGCGAGGACGACGACAAAAAAGUGGAGGCCGAUGAUCAUGAUUCCAGCGACUCCUCGUCAGAUGAUGAAAAUACUAAUGCUUCGCUGAUUCUCACUUGCGAGUUGAACUUUGUUGACGAUGACGAGGAAGCUAGUAACUAA
Cylindrotheca closterium is the source of this 1167-nucleotide messenger RNA. The record is from the annotation of a GenBank genome assembly. Lineage: Eukaryota; Bacillariophyta; Bacillariophyceae; Bacillariales; Bacillariaceae.